Molecule: messenger RNA, 3249 nt
Organism: Effrenium voratum
Lineage: Eukaryota; Dinophyceae; Suessiales; Symbiodiniaceae
Source: the annotation of a GenBank genome assembly
GCUCGUUUGCCACUUGGAUUUCGCAUUCACACUGGCGGUGACCCGCAGGAUGACAGUGAUGUGCUCCUUCUCGGCUUGGCAGCCGCGGUCGCCCAUGCUGGACAUGGUAAACUUGCCAUGGAGGAAGCUAGGCUCUCCUCCGAAGACUCUGUCACGGCCGGCGUCUGCUCCUUUGGCAAGACGAAGGCCGCCGUCCGCGGGCCGGCGCCCGCCGUCCGCGGCCCGGCGGGCUCCGCCGCCGCCGGUGCUACCCUCGGCUUACAACGCCCCGCCGCGGCCAAGCUCCGCGCCGCAGCUGCGCAGCGCCGUUCCGCCGCCGCGGGUCCGCGAGCCGCAGAGGGAGGGCGAAUGGAAGCGGACGCCAGCACGGCCGGCUAGCGCGAGCCUUCGGUCACGCAAGGCGCCUGCGGCAUCGAUGGGCCUCGAUCCAUGCGACGAUCUUUCGCAGCUGGUGGCGGAGAUGAAGUGCGACGCCUGCCGGGAGCUGUCACAGCCUGGCCUGAUUGUGCACACCAUGUGCGGUGAGCAGUGGGUCAAAGCAAACUUCGAUGAUCCGAAGGAACGGAGAAGAAGAACUCGCUCAGGUUCCAAAACCGCCACUUCAAAAAAGAAAGCGCGCCCGGCCCCCGGCGUCGUCAGCCCCAGCCCCUUUCUCGAGCUGGACGCGAAGAACACGAACGACGCAGAGACGGCCUGGAGCCAGACGGUCCUGGCCACGCUGAAGGGCGAGGAGCGGGGGGAGAUGGAGCGCUGGGCCUCCCGCGUCAAGGAAGUGGACGCGCAGCUGACGGCCUUAGAAGAAACUCAGAUAUCUCUGGGCGAGCCGGAGACCGAUGAGCUAGCAGAGCUCCCGCAGACGAGCAAGCGCAAGGAGAGCAUCAGCAUGAUGCGGCGCUUCAGCCGCACGAUAAGUCCAGAUGAGAUGGACGAGCACCUGCGAACACCGACCCCGGCAGGUCGCCGCACCGUCAUCACCCGGGAGCACGCUCUUGAGGCAAUUCGUCGCGACUCCCGUGACAAGAGGAUUGCCAACAGGCAGGCUCUAAUGGAAGAGCUGGACGGGCUUUUGGACAGCUUGAAGAAGGACCCCUCGGAGGAAGGCUUCUCGAAUUCUGAAGUCAACCGCCUCUACUCGGGCUUCAAGCGUUUCAUGAUCCCAGGCACGAUCGAUGUGCACAAGGACGACAUUUGUGAGCUGCUGACCUUUCUGGGCUGCGUGUUCCUAGACCAGGCAGAGAUCAGGUCUAUGAUGGACAAGACCACCCAGUACGAACACAUGGGUUUUGACGACUUCCAGCACUUCAUGGGGAGAUAUGCGCAGUACUGCCAGAGCCAGUAUCGCGUGAUUUUCGAUCGAUUUGACGAAGACGAGUCUGGUACCAUCUCCAUGGAGGAGCUCAGGCAAAUGACGCACUAUUUGGGCUUCAUGCCCACUCGCGUCAUGUUGGAGGAAGCAGUGGAAGUGGUCUGCCGCAGCAGAAAGAGGAGUUUGUCCUUUGACGAGCUCGUGCUUUUCUUGAUGGUCUACCGCCGUCGUGAAGGCUUCUGCAGAGAGGAGGUGGAGGAGCUGCGGAAGAUCCAUGCCAUGCACAGCAGAGAGCAGGCGAUGCCGGUGUCAAAGGUCAGUGUUGCGAUGAUGCAGGCGUUUGGUCGCCAGGUGACCAGCUUUGCCGACAAGUUUCAGGAUCAGCUUCAGAAAGGCCUUAUCCUGCGAUCCACGCAGAUAUCUCCAGAUCCCGACUUUGAACCGGAGAAGCUCCCAUUCUCAGAGUUCCUGAUUCUGUGCCGGAGCUGCCGGGAAGAGCUGCAUUGCCAGCUGGACUCCUUGUGGCCCCCGAGCCACGUCCGAUGGUCCGCGCCGGUGAGCCGUGAGGAUCGGGGCCUUGCGACGCGGUGCAAUCCACAUGGCGAAGGCCAUAUCAGUGACGAAGAGCUGCGCGAAGUUCUUCGGAGUCUGGGCUACAUACCGCUGACCAAAGCCAUGCUGGACAUCUACAACCAGGUGAUCGGCGUGCCGAUCCCGCAGGACCUCGAUUAUGAUGAAUUCUUCGACUUUGUUUGGAGGUUCAGGAAGCAAUGUGGCUUUUCCUCGGAUGAGUUGGUUGACAUCCGGGACUUCUAUGUGCAGCAUGAUGAAGAUGGCUCUGGAGAGAUUUGCACGCUCGAGCUUGGGACCAUCUUCCGUUCCCUCGGCUACAAAGCCACAACGGAGGAUCUCAGCGGACUUCUCUUGGACGUGGAUCAAGAUCAGAGCGGGUUUCUCAACUUCGAGGAGUUUGUGAUCCUCAUGGGUGACUUCCGCACGUUGGAGCUGAGGAAGAUCCACGACGCCUUCUCCCAGUUCGCGGUGGAUGGCUACCUCCAAGAGUCGCAGAUCGAAAUGGCGUGCAAGAGACUGGGCAGACACCUCAUAGACAUGAACCACCAGCCAGAGGAGGACGACGAGUUUGAUUUCGAGGACUUCGUAGACUGGGUGGACGAAUGCAGGCAUGACUGCAUGAUGCGGGACCGCAAGCUGGCGGGUUUCGGGUACUGGAAGGUGGAGUGCCUGCGUGAGGCGUUCGGGGAGUUCGACAAAAAUGGCAAUGGCUGCUUAGAACCUGAUGAGUUGAUCAGACUCCUGCGAUAUCUUGAUGUCAGCGAAGCACCCAAGACGAAGGCAGAACAGAGGGCGAUGAUCAAGCUGGUGGAGGUUGCCAGGAAGCAUGCCUACGACGCCGGUGUUCGCGAGGCAUACUUCGAGCAGCACAACAACAUCACGUUUUGGACCUUCGUGCAGCUUCUGCGGCUUCUGCAGACGCAGAAAGAGAAGCGCGAGGGAGCCAGGCUGAACAAGCUAAUGGAGCAACUGCGCUUCUCCAAGUUUGAGGUGGAGCAGUUCCGCCAGAUCUUCGUCCACUGGGCCAAGUGCAAUGAGAGCGCAGAGCGAGAUGACAAGGAGAUCGACACCGAGACCCACCUCCUCACGGAGGAACAAGUGUGCCGGAUCUUCAGAUCAGCAGGUGUCUCUUUGGUUGGCCGAAUGAGGGAACUGCUUGUGGGCUUGGAACCCUUGCAGUCUGAGCACCGCAGACUCUCCUUCCACAAUUUCUUGAGAUUAAUGCGCUGGGUCAUCGACAAUGACUUUGCAGGUCUUGGAGGCCAAGUCAGUGCGAUGAAGUGAAUGAGAAAGAUGUAGGCUGUCUCACAGAUUUAGUUUGUCUCCCAGUCCCCUGGCAUUUCCGAUUUGGCAACUUGCCAACAUAUGGC